Messenger RNA from Mirounga angustirostris (Northern elephant seal), 1694 nucleotides. It is a transcript of the gene PINLYP, whose product is annotated as phospholipase A2 inhibitor and LY6/PLAUR domain containing. NCBI's taxonomy places the organism in Eukaryota, Metazoa, Chordata, Mammalia, Carnivora, Phocidae. Gene Ontology annotation, molecular function: phospholipase inhibitor activity. The transcript is spliced from 7 exons. Bases 330 to 968 code for a protein of 212 amino acids. Gene Ontology annotation, cellular component: extracellular region. The record is from RefSeq and is a predicted model, not a curated record.
CCUGACGUCUUCCAACCUCCUCCCAAGCCAGCUCCUCACCGAGUCCUGGCUACUGCAGGACACCACAUGGCGGAGACGGAUCUCCGGCAUGUCAACGUCUUGGGCUUCGCCUGGCGCGAAGGAUGAAAGAAGGAGCGGCCUCCGGGAUUGGCCCCUAGAAAAAAAUUCGCCAUUCUCAUUGGACGAUGCAGUCACCGCCCAAACUGAAGCCUUAGAAAAUAGGAGAACGCAGACCUGACUGGUUUUUCCCAGGGUGAAGGUGGAUCCAGACCCGCCCCUCCUCAGCUUCCUAUAAGGGCUGGGGACCUGGGACUACAGGUUCACUCACCAUGAGGACUCCCAUGAAACCGGGGACCUUCCUGCUGGCGUUUACGCUGCUCUGCACCCUCCUGGGUCUGGGGUGCCCGCUGAGCUGUGAAGUGUGCCGGGGCUCCGGGCCCACGUGCAGCGGAAAAAUGAAGGCCUGCGAGGCCGGCAAGGACGCAUGCGUGGUCAUCGUCGGGGAGUCGAGCACAAAGGGCCAUCACGCUCUGAACACCUACAAGGCCUGCAUGAAGUACAGCGACUGCUACACGGGAUUCGUGUCCACCACGAUGGGCCCCAAGGACUACAUGGUGUCCAACACCCGCUGCUGCCAGAGUGACGGCUGUAACCAUGGCUCCGUGCCCCCUCCCCAGAACAAUCGCACUGAGAACGGUCUCCAGUGCCCAGCCUGCAUCGCGCCCUUUCAGGAGACAUGCCCUGGGACCCAGGCAGCCCGCUGUGUUGGCCAGGAAACCCACUGCGUCUACUUCGCUGGCAACGUGCAGGCUGGUCUCAUCAGCCCCAAAUUUGCCACUCGGGGCUGUGCUACAGAGAGUGCCUGCUACGCCAAGGCUGGGGCCCAGGUGCCUUCAGCCUCCUAUCUCUACUUCCUCCACCGAGCAGACUGCCUUCCAGCCUCCCAGCCCCCUAGCAGGGCAGAGUGAAGAACUGAGGAAUAUGUGGCUUGAGCCACAUAUUUGUCCUCAGCCUACACCUCCCCAUGUGCCUGAGUUCUUGUGAUAUGAUGCAUCUCAGGAAGGUAGGGUGCAGAAAGCAGGGGUCCUAACCCUUGGGAACUUCCUCUUUGCAAGGAAGGGAGAGAAGACCCUACUGUUUAUUAAAGGAGUGCUCCCUGCUGGGCUGCUGUGCAGUGUUCUCCAUGCUGUACCUCAUUUCAGAAUCCCAACAACUCUGUGAAGUGGAUAUUAUUAUCCCAAUUUUACAGAUGAACAAACUGAGGCCACAGGUUGUGGUCACUUCCCUUGGGUCAAACCACUAGGGAGGGGCAGACCCCGCGUCCAUGAUCACUUCUCCUGACUAACCUCUCCCUCUUUUUGCCUGUUUUCACGUCUGCAAAAUGUGGAUGGUAAUAGUUAUAACCUCGUUGGGUUGUUAUGUCAAAUGAAAGAAAACUGCAAAAGCAUUUGGUGCGGUGCCUAGCACCUGUAAGACAAUGUUGGUUCUAGAGACUAUAUGUCUGUAAAUGGUAAUCAUCAUAAUAGCUGCUACUCAAUGAGUGGCCAUUACUUGGAAGGCGCUAAACACUCUCCUCAAUCAGAUUAUGCUACAGUAACAAGCAAGUCCCUAAUCUCAGUGGUUUAAAGCAACAACGUUGUAUUAGUCGACUAAUGUUGCAGCCAUGCUGUGUAACAAACCAUCCCCAAACUGAA